AUGUCUCCCACUGUGCUCCUCGUGCCUGGGGCCUGGUGUCCCCCUAGCGUCUUCGAUCCUCUCCGGGAUCGUCUCGAUGUCAAAGGUAUAGCUUCAGCAGUUGUUGCUCUCCCCUCCGUUGGUGCCGACCCAGCUACUACGACGAUAGACGAUGAUAUUGCUUAUGUACGUACCGAGCUGUUCGCCCUGAUCGAUGCAGACGCCGAGGUCAUCCUCGCUGCUCACUCGUAUGGCGGUGUCGUACUUAUUACUUACAUGACUGCCUUUGUCGUGCCGAAAGGAACCAGACUGAAGCAGAUGCUUGGUGGAGAAGUAAUCGCGUAUAUGGAGUUGGCGCUGCCGAGACAGUUUUUCAAGAUAUCCCCUCUCCCCCCCACCAUUGAACAAGCCAAAUGGACCAGUGUCCUGACGCAUUCAGCGCUAGGGGUAUUCUUGGGAACGGCCACUUAUGAGCCCUGGUAUACUAUACCGACAGCAUUUAUCAUCUGUGAGGAGGACCGCGCAUUGCCACCACCCGUACAGGAACAGAUGGCACAGCUCCUUUGCACAGACUUGUUGUAUCGAGUCAAGAGCUCCCACUCGGUGUUUCUGAGCAAUCCGGAGAGAGUGGCGGAGAUCCUGAAAGAGUUGAUUGGCAAGGUAGCGCUGAAAAGCGGCGUAUAG
Messenger RNA from Talaromyces atroroseus, 663 nucleotides. RefSeq lists its product as hypothetical. The coding region runs from base 1 to 663 and encodes 220 amino acids. NCBI's taxonomy places the organism in Eukaryota, Fungi, Ascomycota, Eurotiomycetes, Eurotiales, Trichocomaceae. The record is from RefSeq and is a predicted model, not a curated record. The transcript has a single exon.